Molecule: messenger RNA, 1490 nt
Organism: Acipenser ruthenus (sterlet)
Lineage: Eukaryota; Metazoa; Chordata; Actinopteri; Acipenseriformes; Acipenseridae
Exons: 5
Coding region: 1-987 (328 amino acids)
Source: RefSeq, a predicted model, not a curated record
AUGUAUUAUCAUUUUUUUGCAGUUUUUCUUUUUCUCAGUGCAAAUCCCGCUUAUUAUUUCGCUCGGGUCGGACAGCUCGUUACCGUCCCCUGUGUCUUCAAUUGGAAACUCGAAAGCACCGAUGAUGUCCGCGGGUUCAGAGACAACGCGAGCGGGGGACUGAUCGAGCUGUUCCCUGGUGAAUGCGGAGAUCCGGGCUCCCAAUGCAGAAUCACCCGCACCGUAGAGAGCAAUGGAGCCGUCACGCUAACAAUCGGGGACACACAGAGAAACGAUAGCGGGCGAUAUUACUGCGCUGAAGAGAGUGGCAGCUCUCUGAGAUUCUCAAACGAGUCCGUUGUGAUCGUGUCUGGAGAUGAUUCCUCUGUGAAUCAGUCAGUGUCUAUCCUGGCCCCCCUGGCUGUCUCCGGCAGCGCGCUCGAUUCCAAGGCGACCCUGACAUUAGUGUGUCGAAUCCGGGGGCUCUCCUCGCCCUCGGUCCGGGUCCGGUGGUUCAUUUCCGGUAACCUCGUGGCGGAGGGAACGCCGAGCUCCGGGAUCAAAGUGAAGGAGGGCGGAGAGGGACAGGGAGACGGAGAAAGCUACCCCGCUACAAGCCGCCUGACAAUCCAGAUGGAGACGUGGAGAAGCGGGGCUGAGUGCGCAUGCGAAGCGCAGUUGGACAGGAACACUUCUAUCCACAGCGGGAAUGUUUCAUACGCUGGGAUUCACGGGGCGGGUCUGGUUGCAGAGCGGUGCCUGGUUCAGUACGCCGUGUUCUCCGGGGUCUCCCUCCUCGCUCUCUCCGCGGCUCUCUGCGGCUGCGCGCUGUGGACCCGCCGCCGCUUCAAAACAGCGUCCACUGAAGACUCCACACAUGUAAUUUACAAAAGGACCCCCGGCAGCGGAGAUACAAAGAGGAGAGAUGAAGAGGACAGUCUGGUCACCUACACGAGCUUGGAGUUUGAAUCCCAGAAGAAGAACAUCACAAAGAAGAGACGCAUAUAAUAAUAAUAAUAAUAAUAAUAAUAAUAAUAAUAAUAAUAAUAAUAAUAAUAAUAACGAAUCCUUUGGAGUAGAAUGUUUGAUUCUAGUUUUGAUACACCCCCAACAGCGCCUUGAUAUAAUUUUUCAACAGUAGUUUAUUUUUUUUAUUAUUUUUUUCUUGCUUGCUUGUGAUUUGUGAUGGAUGUAAAGUUCAAUCGAUUAAUAUCUGUUUAAAAUGAUCAUUAUCAGGGGAAGUCUGAUGGUCAGCUGUCCUCAGACCUGAUUCCUCACCUCCAAGUUUUGAAUCGUUUUCCAAUUUCACUUCACCGCUACAGCGCUGGCCAAACAUUUUGCAACACCCUGUAGAAUUAACCAAUUUUGCUUCAUAAAGUCGAAUGAAACCGGCUGAAUAAUGAAUCAUAUUUAAUUACACAUCACUUUGUUUUUUUUCCCCCAUAUAAACUGACAAAACUGUGACAUUUCAAAAUCUAACAUGAAAUACUGUACUACUAUUAUGGCUUUCU